This is a messenger RNA of Pararge aegeria (speckled wood butterfly), 889 nucleotides long. RefSeq lists its product as uncharacterized. Lineage: Eukaryota; Metazoa; Arthropoda; Insecta; Lepidoptera; Nymphalidae. Bases 12 to 392 code for a protein of 126 amino acids. The transcript has a single exon. The record is from RefSeq and is a predicted model, not a curated record.
AUAGCAUAGGUAUGUACCCCGGAGUGGAACAUUUUAAUUCAAAUAUAAAAUGGAAAUUUGAUGACUCACCAUGCAUGGAAGAUGAUAAUAUAUCAAAUUUGGAGCAUAAUCUCGACCGGAUUCGCAGUUUGAGCCAGGAAAAAAGUUUUAGUGGUUAUGGCUUAAAGGAAAAUGACAAUUUAUUAGAAGUGGAAGUAAAUGAUAUAGUUGAAGAUGAUUCAGACGAUGGUAAAGAUUAUAAUAUGAGUGUUCAUGAUAAUUUCGAUGAUAAAAGUGAAUAUGGGUUAGCACAUAAAUUUUCUCGAAAUUCCUCAGUUUCUAAUAGGGAACUUGAUGUUAUAAAAGAGAGCUCUAGAAGCUCAAGUGAUACUGAAGUGACAUUGACGCGAUGACUUCCGAAGGUAACUUUUCAUAGAGCAGUGAAUAUUGUGCAUUUAGAGAACUCUCCGGAGCAAAGAAUGCGUUGUAAGUAUUAGGUAUGCGUAAGUGAAACGUAGUUUGUGUUAAAAGUAGAUUAUCAUAGUAGGUACUAGAAAUAAAUUGUAUUGAGUAAGUAUGAGGACCACUAGAACCAGGUCUAUUUUUAAAUGAUUCUGUAGUAGACCUUAUUUUUACGUAAUAAAGAAACGCGGACGUGAUAAUAUCUUAUUUAUAAAAAUCUACACAGUAUGUAGAUGUAGUAUUUUAUGUAAAUAUUGUAACUAUUCAUUAAAUGUUUAAGGAUAAAUUAUUAUAAAUGUAGGAAGUAUGCGUUUUGUGAUGUUAAUAUAUAUUUUUAUUUAUCUUGAGCAUUAUUCAAAAAAUAAAAUCAAAAAGUAUUGGUUGUCAUUAUUAAAUAGACACUUUGAUUCUUAAUUUAUCGUGUGGCAAUUUUUUGCUAAACUGAAAG